AUGGACGCCGGCGUCGACGACGACCCCAUCACCGCCAGCUACUCGGUGUUUCUCAACCCGGCCCUCCCGCUCGGCCGCCGCCUCCUGGUCCUCCAGCAGCCCAACCGGACCGACGACGCGCCGCGCCCGCCGCCCACCGAGCUCCGCCUCAAGCCCCAGAGCGGCAUGGUCGAGGUCGACCUGCCGCUCGACAACACGCGCGCCUACGACCGCGACAAGGGCCUGCGCUGGGGCCGCGUGCUCCAGUCGUCCCUGGCGGCCAAGAGCGGCGGCACGCACGGCCUCGCCGGCGGCUUCGGCUUCGGCGCCGUCCCGCAGCGCGGCCGGAGGAAGGGCGAGCCCGACGACGACGCCGCCGCCUACAUGGACUGGAACGAGGCCGUGCGCCAGGACAAGGUGCUCAAGACGCAGACCCUGGGCGGCCAGUACCCGGACUCGGACGAGGUGCAGUACAUGGUGGGCGUCUUCCAAGGCAAUAACCUCCAUCUCACGCCCGUCUCGUCGCUCGUCCACCUCAGGCCGCAGCUUCACCACCUCGACGCCGCCACGCAGCAGGAGCGAGCCGCCUCGGCGGCGGCGGCGGCGGCCUCCAAGGACGCGGCGGCGGCAUCGUCGGCGCCCACCGCCGCGCGAGCCAUCCACAUGACCAUCAAGAACACCGCCGACGGCGAGGCCAUCACCACCGAGACCAUGGCGGACCGUCUGCGGUUCGUGCAGACCGAGGACUGGCGCAAGAUGCGCUACACGGACGAGAACGACGAGGCCGCCUGGGACGUCUACAACGAGAGCCUGUUCCUCCGAGCGCCGGCGGACGCGGGCGCGGGCGCGGGCGCCGACGACAAGGAAAACCCCGGGGACCUGGAGGGUUCUGUGCCCCGGUUCGGCGCGAAAUGGGGCAGGAAGCGCCUUCUGGAGGCGAUCAGCGGCAUCGUGAACGACGAGGCCGAGCCCGAGCCCGAGCCCGAGGCGCAGCACAUCAAGCCGGAAGCCAGGCCUGACGGGGGGGCCGCCGUAGUCGCGGGAAAAGCCAAGGCCCGGCCUAGGAAUGCGCCGUCGAGACCCAUCAGCCUCGAUUGA
This is a messenger RNA of Ustilaginoidea virens, 1077 nucleotides long. RefSeq lists its product as uncharacterized. Gene Ontology annotation, biological process: DNA-templated transcription. The record is from RefSeq and is a predicted model, not a curated record. The transcript is spliced from 2 exons. Gene Ontology annotation, cellular component: RNA polymerase III complex; nucleus. Lineage: Eukaryota; Fungi; Ascomycota; Sordariomycetes; Hypocreales; Clavicipitaceae. The coding region runs from base 1 to 1077 and encodes 358 amino acids.